AAACCUUACCAAGGAACAGCGGCGAGUGGGGAGGAAGAAACUCAAAGGUCUCAGUCCUUAAAAUUGACUAUGGUGGGAAUUCAGACACAUUUGAAAUUUCAGACAAAAAAAAGUCUUAGACAAAGAAAUCAUGGUGUAACUGCUGGGAGGAAAACUCCAACCCUCAGGAAGAGACCAGGACAAGAUUUAUGGUGAGAUGAAAGAGAAGGAACAGCAAAUCCUGUGGCAAAAUACACAGCAGAAACACCAAAAAACUAACAUCUGAGCAUUCUGGAGUACAGAAGAAGCCUUGGUGGAAUUGCAGAAACUGUUUUUUUCAUGAGAAGAAAAGUAAUUUUCCCAAAGAAAAGGUCAACCCACAAUUCUAUACUCGAUGGAGUAAGGUGUGCCUUUGUCAUCUUAUUCUGCCUGUGCUUGUUGGUUCCCAUGCAAAAUCAUAGAGAAGCAGCCAAAGGAGAAUAGAAGGAGUGAAGUGGGCAGCAGGAAGGACAAAAUGAAGAUGAAAAAUAAGACCUUUACUGGCUAUUUCAGUACUUUUGCCUGAUUGGAGUUUCAGAAUAUUAGAGACACGGAUAUUCAAAAAGACCCAACCAAGUGAAGAGCGGGCUCUUCGCAGAUUGGCGCCUGGACAGGUACCUUGGAUUGCUGGAUUCAGUCUAACCAACCAUGGAUUGUUAUAAAACAAAGCGUCAGUCCUGGAUUUUCCCCACCGUCAUUCUCUGUAUCUAUGGAUUUUUCUCCAUGGCUAGACCUUCAGAACCAUUCCUCACACCUUACUUAAUUGGACCUGAUAAGAAUCUGACACUCAAUGAGGUCUCUAAUCAUAUGUUUCCAGUUUGGACUUACUCUUACUUGGUGCUGCUGUUCCCUGUGUUUGUGCUGACUGAUUACCUUCGGUAUAAACCUGUCAUCAUCUUACAGGGAGUUAGCUUUGUGGUUACGUGGCUGCUGCUCUUAUUUGCCCAAGGAUUAUUAGCCAUGCAGAUUGUGGAAUUUUUCUAUGGGUUGGCCACUGCCACAGAAGUGGCCUAUUAUUCCUACAUUUACAGUGUGGUCAGUGUGGAACAUUACCAGAAAGUAACAAGUUACUGUAGAAGCAUCACACUAGUGGCUUACACCGCUUCUUCUGUCCUGGGACAACUCUUAGUCUCCCUGGCACAUGUACCUUACUUUUACCUCAACGUUAUAAGCAUGGUUGUUGUCUCCUUGGCAUUGGUUUUCUCAUUUUUUCUGCCAAUGCCCCAGAAAAGCAUGUUCUUCCAUAAAAAAAACAAUGCAGAAGAAAGUUCUCCAGGAUCGCCAGGCAAGGAUGAAAUUCUAGAGACGCCUAGUCAUGGACGCUCCGUCAGCCAAGAAGGUGGUACCAUUUCAGAAUCACCAGCCAAAUCAGGAAGGCAGCAAGAAAGCAGAUUACUUGACCUCCAACAUAAAAACCUGAUGCUGAGGGUGUUUUUGCAGUGGUGCCAAGACUUGAAGGACUGCUACUCAACCAAACAUCUUUUUUUCUGGUCCAUUUGGUGGGCUUCUUCCACAGCUGGCUAUAACCAAGUGUUAAACUAUGUCCAGAUUCUAUGGGAUCACAAGGCACCAUCUCAGAGUUCUGAUGUGUAUAAUGGAGCAGUAGAAGCUGUUGCAACAUUUGGUGGUGCUUUGGCAGCCUUUGCCAUGGGAUAUCUAAAAAUCAACUGGGAUCUUUUGGGAGAACUGGCUUUAGGAAUCUUCUCAGUCCUAGAUGCUGCUUCACUAUUCCUCAUGCAUUUCACCAACAACAUCUGGGUGUGUUAUGCUGGCUAUUUGAUUUUCAAAUCAGGUUAUAUGCUUCUCAUAACCAUUGCAGUAUUUCAGAUUGCAGUGAACCUCAGCAUGGAGCGUUAUGCUUUAGUCUUUGGAGUCAACACCUUUAUGGCUUUGGUGAUUCAGACCAUAAUGACAUUAAUCAUAGUUGAUUCUAGAGGUCUGAAUCUGCCCAUCAAUAUUCAGUUCCUAAUUUAUGGAAGCUACUUUUUAGUCAUUGCUGGAAUUUUCAUAGUGAGAAGUAUUUAUAUAAUCUAUUCCAUCAAAUGCAAAAAAGAGAAAAGAGCUACUCUCACCUAUCUGAACCAAAGUGAAGGAAAACCAGAGGAAUGUAUUGAAUCAACAAAGCUUUAGUAUCUACACUGGUCUCAUUGUUUUACAGAAAAACAGAAAAUUACAUUGACUGAAAAUGGGAUAGUUUGAAAAAUUAGAUUUGUAUGUUUUGCCAUGAAUCAAAAUAUACAAGCUGAUUA
Molecule: messenger RNA, 2267 nt
Organism: Gracilinanus agilis (Agile Gracile Mouse Opossum)
Lineage: Eukaryota; Metazoa; Chordata; Mammalia; Didelphimorphia; Didelphidae
Gene: SLC19A3
Product: solute carrier family 19 member 3
Exons: 9
Coding region: 667-2148 (493 amino acids)
Biological process (GO): transmembrane transport; vitamin transport
Cellular component (GO): plasma membrane
Molecular function (GO): thiamine transmembrane transporter activity
Source: RefSeq, a predicted model, not a curated record